GCCUGCCUUACACUGUUACCAUAGCGACUGCGCCUCCGGACGGCCGAUCCUGCUGCCUGGUCGACAUCCUUUAGCGUCGGCAGCGCCCGAGCCCAGGGUAGGAAACUAUGUAAAAGAAUCUUCUGAUGUCAUAAUUUCUGGGUGUCACUGGGACAUUUGGUCAUCAUUGCUUUGGCGACUUCAGGCUUUUGUGGACGGUCAGUAGGAGCGAUCAGUUUACUCACCUCUCAGGAAUCAGACUCGGCCUAUUUUGGUUUUCAGUGAAUUAUGCCUUUGCGGUUUGGAACCCAGCCACGGAGGUUUCCAGUGGAAGGAGGAGAUUCUACAAUUGGGCUGGAACCUGGACUGAGCUCCGGUGCUGCCUGUAACGGGAAAGAGAUAUCACCAACUAGGCAACUCCGAAGAUGCCAUGGAAGUCAUUGCCUGACAAUAACUGAUGUUCCCAUCAAUGUCUAUGCAACAAUGAGAAAGCUACCUGCACAAAGCAGCAAGGAAAUGCAUCCUAAAUAACAUCAUCGAGCCUUUUGUAGAGGCUGACUAGGUCAAGGGUCAUGGAGCAGUAGGGUCUUAUGAUCUGGUAAACAAAUAAAAGUGGUGGCACCUUUGGAUGAUGACAA
Miniopterus natalensis is the source of this 617-nucleotide messenger RNA. It is a transcript of the gene FAM229B, whose product is annotated as family with sequence similarity 229 member B. Lineage: Eukaryota; Metazoa; Chordata; Mammalia; Chiroptera; Miniopteridae. The record is from RefSeq and is a predicted model, not a curated record.